AUGGACAAGUUAGAAGAGAUACCAAUGGGUCAGCAGACGUUUCUUUACGGUUGUGUGCUUGAAUCCGGAAAGGAAGUGAAAUUCAAUCCUGAAGACGAUGAGUUUGAGCAUCAGCUGGAUCUACGAAUGGCGUGUGCUGACCCGGCCACAAAAGAUGAGCUUCACAUGGUAGAGGUGGAAGGACAAGACCAUGAGGGAGAGAAAGUGACAGCGGUGCUCGCUUCUCUGAAGCCGUCCACCCUUCCAAGUGUGUCUCUCGGAGGGUUUACCAUCACACCCCCUGUAGUUUUCCGUCUGAAAACUGGUUCUGGUCCAAUCUAUAUCUGUGGUAAUCACCUCGUCAUGUUGGAAUCUAAUCACUCGUUGGAUGACGAUGAUGAUGACGCCGAUGAUGAAGAGGAAGAGCUUGAAGAGCUCGAUGUCAAACUGUCAAAGAAAAGACCCGCCAACUCUCCUGCUGCCAAGUCUCAGAAAAAAAUGAAGAUGGAAGUUGAAGGCAUAGAAGAGGAUGAUGAGGAUGAUGAGGAUGAUGACGAGGAGGGUGAUGAUGAUGACGACGACGAUGAUGAUGACGACGACGAAGAAGAAACCCCUGUUAAGGCCAAACCGAAACCAAAGUCUGCUCAGAAUGGCAAAAGCUCAAACGCGAACACUUUGGCCACCAAGAAGACACCCAAACAGAAAGCAGAAAAAUCAUCUAAAAAACAAACUGCGCCGAAGGAAGCUUUAACGCUUCCUGAGAUCCAAACCAAGAUGGCGGAGGCAAUGAAGAAGGGAAUAACACUGCCAAAAGCCCAGCAGAAAUUUGAGAAUUAUGUGAAGAAUUCAUAUAGAGUCUCUGAUGCUAAGGUUGUUGCUGAGCUCUGGAAGUGGAGACAAACUGUUGGGGACCCAAAAUAA
Molecule: messenger RNA, 900 nt
Organism: Nerophis lumbriciformis (worm pipefish)
Lineage: Eukaryota; Metazoa; Chordata; Actinopteri; Syngnathiformes; Syngnathidae
Source: RefSeq, a predicted model, not a curated record